This is a messenger RNA of Hippopotamus amphibius kiboko, 1398 nucleotides long. It is a transcript of the gene CDK7, whose product is annotated as cyclin dependent kinase 7. Gene Ontology annotation, biological process: positive regulation of transcription by RNA polymerase II; protein phosphorylation. Gene Ontology annotation, molecular function: cyclin-dependent protein serine/threonine kinase activity; RNA polymerase II CTD heptapeptide repeat kinase activity; ATP binding. The transcript has 12 exons. The record is from RefSeq and is a predicted model, not a curated record. Lineage: Eukaryota; Metazoa; Chordata; Mammalia; Artiodactyla; Hippopotamidae. Gene Ontology annotation, cellular component: nucleus; transcription factor TFIIK complex; cytoplasm. The coding region runs from base 114 to 1175 and encodes 353 amino acids.
UUCAGGGGGCGGAAGUGGCUGUUGGAGGCUUUAAGGUGGCUUUAAGGUAGCUUUAAAUUCCCGUUGUCUUGGGAGCUCGCCCCUUUCAGCUGGAGUCGGGCUCCGCGCGACGGAUGGCUGUGGACGUGAAGUCGCGAGCGAAGCGUUAUGAAAAACUGGACUUCCUCGGGGAGGGACAGUUUGCCACGGUUUACAAAGCCAGAGACAAGAACACCAACCAAAUUGUCGCCAUUAAGAAAUCAUUUCUAGGCCAAGCAUGCCUGUGUCCUCUACCCUUGGUUUUCACUCCUUGGAACAAUCACUUUCAACUCCAAAAUUGUUUUCUCAGAUCAAACUUGGACAUAGAUCAGAAGCUAAAGAUGCUCCUUGAUGCUUUUGGACAUAAAUCUAAUAUUAGCCUUGUCUUUGAUUUUAUGGAAACUGAUCUAGAGGUUAUAAUAAAGGAUAACAGUCUUGUGCUGACACCAUCACAUAUCAAAGCCUACAUGUUGAUGACUCUUCAAGGAUUAGAAUAUUUACAUCAACAUUGGAUUCUACAUAGGGACCUAAAACCAAACAACUUGUUGCUAGAUGAAAAUGGAGUUCUAAAACUGGCAGAUUUUGGCCUGGCCAAAUCAUUUGGGAGCCCCAAUAGAGCUUAUACACAUCAGGUUGUAACCAGGUGGUAUCGGGCCCCUGAGCUACUAUUUGGAGCUAGAAUGUAUGGUGUAGGUGUGGACAUGUGGGCUGUUGGCUGUAUAUUAGCAGAGUUGCUUCUGAGGGUUCCUUUUUUGCCAGGAGACUCAGACCUUGAUCAACUAACAAGAAUAUUUGAAACAUUGGGUACACCAACUGAAGAACAGUGGCCUGACAUGUGUAGUCUUCCAGAUUUCGUGACAUUUAAGAGUUUCCCUGGAAUCCCAUUACAACAUAUCUUCAUUGCAGCAGGAGAUGACUUGCUAGAUCUUAUACAAGGCUUAUUCUUAUUUAAUCCGUGUACUCGAAUUACAGCCACACAGGCAUUGAAAACCAAGUAUUUUAGUAAUCGGCCAGGGCCAACACCUGGAUGUCAGCUGCCAAGACCAAACUGUCCAGUGGACGCUUUAAAGGAGCAGUCCAAUCCAGCCAUAGCAACAAAACGGAAGAGAACAGAGGCCUUGGAACAAGGAGGAUUACCCAAGAAGCUAAUUUUUUAGUUACAGAGAAUACUGGACAAUAUUCUACUACUGAAGAGAAUAGUGAAAAAGGCAAGAUAGUAAACAUUAAUUAAAUGCUUUAAAAGAAAAAUUUGUAAAUAUUCUAUACAUGUAAAAUAUGUAAAACUGGGUUAUUUUAUUAAAUGUAUUUUAAAACAAACUUAAUUCUGAUUUUUCUGAUUAGAGUGCAAAAGUAAGUUCAGUUCUCUGAAAUGUAGAAUUG